Molecule: messenger RNA, 4620 nt
Organism: Mesorhabditis spiculigera
Lineage: Eukaryota; Metazoa; Nematoda; Chromadorea; Rhabditida; Rhabditidae
Source: the annotation of a GenBank genome assembly
AUGCAUAUUCAUAAUCGAUGGGUUCUAUUACUCGUCUUCUCGACCGUGUUCAUCUCCACCCUCUCCCAACGGCUAUUCCUCAACCAGCCACACUCUUAUGCAGUGUUUACCAAUGAUGCGCUUGUAAUUGGAGAAUCUGAAGAAAUCCUGGCUGCCGUCAUAGUGCGGCCCCAAUCCUUUACGGGUACCAUUUUCUCGAUGGAUGGAUAUAAUGGAAAUGCGACGAUAUUUAAGCUACGCGUCGCGUUAUACAAAGAAUUCCUGCAAGUUGACCUCUACGAUGAGAAGGGGGAGGACGCCCUGAAGAAGCCCUUCUCGCAGACGCUGAUCAACGCUUCCGUUGAGCAUCAACUAAAUGUGAAGCUGAACAACAAGAUGGGAAAUCUUGUAUAUCGAGUCGAUUCGAGGGGUGAAGUCAGCAGCGAGAUCUCGACCAAGAUUCCGAUGGAGGGAGCCAAAAUCAGAUUGGUGCUCGGGGCUCAAGACUCUCCUUCAAUCACCGGAUGCCUCGAAGUUGUCGCGAUAUCAACGGAAAAUGGCGAGAAACAGGAAUUGCGGAAAGUAACGGAAAAAGACGUAUCGGAGUGUGGAGCCGAAGGGAAUUGUGCGACUAUGGACUGUGGGCAGGGCAAUUGCCUGCAACUCGAAGUGCCGACAUGUGAUUGCUACGGGACGGAGAAAUCGGGGCCGAAUUGUAAGGACGUCUUCGUAGAUGCCGAAAACGACAAGGGUGUAUGGUACGUCCCCCUCAAGGAAGACCGACACCCAAAAAGGAUCUCCAUGCAGUUCAGGACUGCAACAAACAACGACCAACAGAGCGUGGUGCUGUCAGCGAAUAUAUCGCAGCCGGCGCCUCUGCGUGUGUUCACCAAUGCCCAGGAGGGAACAUUUUUGUUGCUCGCACUGCCGCCAAUUCACUUUCAACUAGAUCAAGGGCUACAGGUUCAUAAACUACUGCUGACGAUGGACUAUGAGACGAAACGGUUUGAGCUUUUUAUCGACGAUGAAUCUGUCGUGAUGCAAAUCGUUUUCGGUCAAUCCGCGCAUAAAGAUGGAGAACGAGAUCUCGGGUUCACCGGCUGUUUGCAUGGAGUCUACGUCGACCAUAUGGAUAUUUUGGAGAAGCUCCACUUUUUGGACCCGAGGUUGGAGAGCGUCGCAAAGGUAGCAAACAUGGAGGGGCGCAAAACCACGGAGGCAUUUGUCGAGUACAAGGAAAAACCGGCGAGUGCUGAUGUGUUCCCGGUUCCGGCCAAGGAGAGGAAACUGCCAAAACUUUCUGAAUGCGAGAAGGCUGAUGAGACGCAGUGCAGACAUGGGGCAAAAUGUGUGAAGGACAAGGGAGUGCCGCGUUGUCAAUGCACUAAUGAUUACACCGGGGAAUUUUGCCAAUUUUCCGUUCUCCCUCGUACUUGCGCCGAGGCGGCAAAACUCGGCCUCCCGAAGGGCGCGACGAAACUCGACCUGGACGGCAGUGGUCCAUUGGAGCGUGUCGUUGCCGAUUGUGAUAAUGGAAAAACCACCGUAAUCCACGAUAUGCCAGAGUUGACGUCUAUCCGGGAUAGCGCCUUCCAAACACACUCGCUUUUUGUGUUAUCCUACAGGGACUUCUCCGGUCAAAAGCUCUCCUCCCUAAUCGGCCAAUCCGAAAAAUGCGAACAACGUGCCCGCUAUGAAUGCAAUGGAGCUCCAUUCAAUUUUGCCCAAAAUCACACGUGGUUCUAUGCAGCGGCAGAUGCAAACAAAACUAUUCAACACUUCGGCGCGACGAAUGAUUUCCAGUGCGCCUGUGCGGCUAGCGGAAGUUGUAUUGGAUCUGGCGCGUGCAAUUGCGAUUCCCAGCAGCAGCCGACCGCUGAUGAGGGUGUCUUCACCAAUAAGAAUGCUGGUAUCACCAAAGUUAUUGCGCUACACCGUCGCUUCGACAUCGACGGCCGCCUAUCUCUCUCGCCACUCACCUGCCAGGGAUACGCCGGUGCAACUGCCGUUCGUCUCCAGAAGACGGGCUCGAUCCCAACGGUCAAAUGGGAUGGAUCGCAUCUCUCAUUCCAGUUCAGGACUGCUGACGAAAAUGCCCUGUUGGCCAGUAUUCAAGCCGAACCGAGGAAUCGAGCUGAGAUUAAGCUGGAAAAUGGCCGAUUCUUGACAUUCACGUGGAAAAAUGGCGCCCGAGAAGUCUCGGUCAUUGUCGAGACCCAACAUCGGUUGAAUGACACGAAAUGGCACUUGGUACGCGUCGAGGCGGCGUAUGGCCAGCUGAUGCUCCACCUCGAUGGUCAACACUCGAUCGUCAGCCUUGGAGAUGGGCAGUUGCCACGAUCGAGACUGUGGAUCGGAGCCGAGCACGGUACCGAAAACGGUCUCCUUGGCUGCAUCCGAUCGGUAGCCGUCAACAACGCGUACGUCAAUUUGGAGGAGUACUUCAAAGAAGCAUCAGAUGUGUCGAUGGGUUGUGAGGAGAAGUGCACCCCGGGAUUGUGCCACAACGAAGCGAAAUGUAUCGAGGAUUUCGGGACCCAGACUGCCAAAUGCAUCUGCAAAUAUCCGCACAUACAUCUGGGUGCUAAUUGUGAAUUGGACCUGAAUGAACGCUCUGACGUAUCGUUCCACGGCGGCUUCUUGCGAUAUGACGCCCGUGAGUGGAAUCCGCUCACCGAACAGAUUGUCGUCUCGGCGCGCACCGACCAACCGCACGGCUUGAUCCUAUUCGCCCACGACCACAACCACAACUUUUUGCAGGUCCACAUCUCCGAGGAGGUCAACGUGACGCUGACGCUCAACAAUCGCGAUAAUGUAUUUGCCUGCAGCGUGACGGCUCGCCCUCGCUCUGAGUUCAGCGACAUGGAGUGGAUCCAGAUUGUCGUCACGCACCACGAUUCCGGCAGCAUCCUGAGCGUUGACGAAGAUUUGUGUUCGAUUUCGGCCGAGCGGGCCCUGGCGACCGAGAGGAUGGACAGCUAUCACUACACAAGACCUGGAAUCGACUUUGUCACAGUGCCAAUCGGUCUGCAAUCUCCCACGAAACCCGAGCCGCUGCUCCAUCUGUUCGUCGGCGGUGUCGAGCGGGAUACGCAUUCGCAGAAAGACGAGAAAAGGUUAACGCCAGUAUACCAAUCAGAGAUCCCGGAUCUGCUUGGCUGCAUCAGAGGACUGCGGGUUGGGUCGAAUAUUGUUGAUAUGAGGGACACAAAGCUUGGCUAUCGCCCGAAAGAUGAUAACCUAGUUCGCCCGCACUGCUCAUUCGGCUGUGAUCAGCUACAAUGCGAACACGGCGGCCACUGCGCGUACGCGUGGCGAAACUACGAUCCAUCCUACGUACGGACAACGUGCGACUGCUCGCGCACCAGCUAUCGUGGAGCAACUUGUGCUUUGGACGACGGCCUUCGAUUUGACGGAAAUUCGGUGUUGGAGUUCCAAGUGGGCGAGAUUUUGAAAUCUGUGAUUCUGGAUGAGGACCCGAAAUAUUCGCAGUUAUUGAAGUUUGCCUUCUCCGCCCGUGUCAGCAUGCACCCAUCCAAACAGCACUUGGCAACAAUUCGUUUCAAAGAUCCGUCUAUGCGUUUCGAACUGAUCCUGAACCGAAACGGCACCAUCAAUGCCGGCGCCGUAUUCGCCAAGGAGAUACAGGUAAUCACGUUCGCCGGCAAUUUCACCGACGGCUUCCGGCAUUUCGUUGUCGUGCAAUUCUCGAAAAAACACGCAACAGCUGUUGUGAUCGACUCGUUGAGACGGGAUUUCGAUGUCAUCGCCAAGGGGGAUAACCUCGAUUUGUACACGGCCGAGAGAAUUGAGAUCGGCGGCCAACCCGAAGAAGUCUUCGUCCCCAACAACCGCGCCAAGCGCCAACUCGAAAACCCGAGUCGAUUGUCGACGAAUUAUGAGGGCUGUAUUAGCAAUCUACUCGUGGAUUACCAGCGAUCCCAGCUGACGUUUGAACCGUUCGGGUAUCUAGGGAAUUCGGCGCAUCCACAUUCAUCUAGGGUCCGAAUGCUGCCGAAUACGGCCGAGCGGGUAAAAUGCGCCGAUUUUUACGAGGCUAACGCCUUGCCGAGCUACCAGAACACGGUAGAGUUCCCGAAUUGGUCGACAAACUUCGCGCGCAGAACCUACAACGAUCACGCUCCUCUCGAUCAAGAGGAAGGCGAUGGCGAUGCCACAAAUUGGUGGUUGAUUGGGCUAUUGCUCAGCCUGCUCCUCAUCACCCUCCUCAUUGUCGGGCUGUGCUGCUACUGCGCGUGCAAGGAUCCGAAGCCAGAGCCGAAAGAAAAACCGGAAGAGCAUGUUCCGUUGCGUCCGCAAGACUUUGGAAACCAUACCCCGCCACCGAAACCCCUAGUUGAACAACGCCCCCACAACAAAUACGAAGUGCCCGAGCCGGACACGGUGCUUGAUACCAAGGAGCGGGCUUCGUGGGCUGGAUCCGUAGAUGAUGACUUCGAGGGGACGCUGACGGAAGGAAUGGAUGAGGAUGCCGACUUGCCCACACCCACGGCCCCGAUGUCGCUUCCGCCUUUCCGAGGACCUCUAAACGGGGCAUCCGCACAAUUGAGAUCUCCACAUUUUUCCGCGCCGAGCCCGCCUCCGAGGAGUCCGCUGUCACCCACAUCCCUAGGCAAACUU